Carya illinoinensis is the source of this 1774-nucleotide messenger RNA. RefSeq names its product phosphatase IMPL1, chloroplastic. The record is from RefSeq and is a predicted model, not a curated record. Lineage: Eukaryota; Viridiplantae; Streptophyta; Magnoliopsida; Fagales; Juglandaceae. The transcript is spliced from 11 exons. The coding region runs from base 190 to 1311 and encodes 373 amino acids. Gene Ontology annotation, biological process: inositol metabolic process; signal transduction; phosphatidylinositol phosphate biosynthetic process. Gene Ontology annotation, molecular function: inositol monophosphate 1-phosphatase activity.
GCCAAAAAAAAAAAAAAAAAAAAACAAAAUCCUAACAAACAAACAAACAAAAGUAGAAUCGAAGAGAAUACUUCCCCCAUCUUCAUCAAGUUCUGUGGCACAAGCACAGUGUCCCAAUAGCUCAAAAGCUCCGAAUACUUUGCACAGAAACUCGAGAAGUCUUGGAGUUUCAAUCUUUAUUGAAUUCAAAUGGGCAGGUCCAUGGUCUUCUCCCCAAGCAUUCCUCUCAGAUUUUCUCAAAUACCCAGAUCAGUUCCAUCACCAACUCAUGAAAACCCGCGUCUUCCAUUGCGUUUUAGUAAGAAAUUCCAGCACGGGUUUGGAGGAAUUCGGUUUUUGAAGGUCAAACCCAUAAGAGAACUUUGCACAAAGGCAGUGUUAUCAGAAAUCCCCAACCACAAACAGUACCCAAAGAUAGGUGCCCAAUCAACUGGAACCAUUCCACCUAGUCAGCUCGUUGAGGUGGUUGAAUCUGCUGCUAAGACUGGUGCUGAGGUUGUGAUGGAUGCUGUUAAUAAGCCUCGAAAUGUCACAUAUAAAGGACUCACUGAUUUGGUGACCGAGACGGAUAAGAUGAGUGAAGCUGCUAUUUUAGAAGUUGUUAGAAAGAAUUUUGGAGAUCACCUCAUUCUUGGGGAGGAGGGAGGGGUUAUAGGAGACACUUCAUCCGAUUAUCUCUGGUGCAUUGAUCCUUUAGAUGGAACAACAAACUUUGCUCACGGUUAUCCUAGCUUUGCUGUUUCUAUUGGAGUUCUAUUUCGAGGGAAACCUGCCACUGCUGCUGUGGUAGAGUUUGUUGGGGGCCCAAUGUGUUGGAACACCCGCAUAUUUUCUGCAACUGCUGGUGGGGGAGCAUUCUGUAACGGUCAAAAAAUUCAUGUGAGUGAAAAUAAUCGGGUGGAGCAAUCCCUUCUAGUGACAGGGUUUGGGUAUGAACAUGAUGACCCAUGGGCUACCAACAUGGAUUUAUUUAAAGAAUUCACUGAUGUCAGCCGGGGUGUAAGAAGGCUUGGGGCCGCUGCAGUGGACAUGUGUCAUGUAGCUUUGGGGAUUGCGGAAGCCUACUGGGAGUAUCGUCUAAAGCCAUGGGAUAUGGCAGCUGGAGCUUUGAUAGUUGAAGAAGCUGGUGGCACAGUUACUCGCAUGGAUGGUGGAAAGUUUUCCGUGUUUGAUAGAUCUAUUUUAGUAUCCAAUGGUGCACUGCAUGAAAAGCUUUUGGAGAGAAUUGGACCUGCAACAGAGAAAUUGAAGAGAAAAGAAAUUGAUUUCUCAUUGUGGUACAAACCUGAAAAUUAUCAUGCAGAUCUUUGAGCUACCAAGAUUUCUGUCUUCUGUUGUCAACUCUGCUAGAAAGAUUUCUGCAGUGCAGAGCCAUGGAUUGCAGGCAAUUCACAAACUCUUUUUGGAUGUGGAAGGAUUCCAGAGAACUUGAGAAAGAAGAAAAUUAGAGUGAAGGGAGUGUGGUUACGAUGCUAUUGCCAGUGAAGGAUCUAGAAGAUGCUGGAGGAAAAGAUGAUGUUUAGCCCCCUUUUUUUUCCUUAGUCACCAUGUAUUAAGUCAUGGCAUGAUGAAUCACUGGAAAGCAUACAUCAGUAACUUUUUGUACCCAUCAUAAGAGCAAGCAUGCUUGUGUUUUGUGAUUGUGUUUCUGGGUAUAUUUCCCUUCUCCAUGUGUAAGGAUUGUUAGCUUUACUUUCUCCGACAGAAUUAUUUGUAUAUGGGAUUUAUAUAUGUAUGAUGCAGUAUGGUCAUGAAAUUUCAUUUUGCUUAUCUA